AUGGCAGCGUCGCACGGGCUCCGCGCCCAGGCGCCCGAGUUUGUACCUGCCCAGCAGCAGACCUUCCGCCACGAGUUCCCGUCGCUCGUCGAGCCCAAGCUGCAGCUGCCGGCGCGCGUCCUCAGCUUCGAGAAGGUCAAGGCGCCGCCCCAGCCGCCCCAAGCGCCUGCCCCGCCACCGCCCACGCUGCCGGACGGCUUUGACCGCCUGCAGCCCAAGGCAGUCAAGCCGCCAGAACCCGUCGCCAUCGAAAGCCCACCUCCAGUGGCUUUGGAAGCCAAGGAUGAGCGCAAGAAGAAGACGAAGAAGAAGAACGUGAAAACGUCCAAGGCGCAGCUCUGGCGGGAGCGCUCCAAAGUGCGUGGGGACAUCACGGCGUACGAAGGCGAGUAUACAUCAAACGAGUGGAGUCGACCCAAGACGACAACCCACGUCGCGGCGCCACUGCCCGUAGCAUCGACGCACGCUGCGUCGACGCACGCGACAGCGAUGCGGACCGAGUGGCGAUCCGUGAUCUGGCCAAUGUUGGGGAGACCCACCUUGACCCGCGCCGACCUCGACGUGAUCCAUACGUACUUGAGCCAGCACCGAUCGUUGCUGCUGUGGGACGAGCGCGACGAGGACAAGCGCAGUAUAUGGCACCUCGCGGCCAUGAGCGGCCAUAUUCAAGUGCUCGACUGCCUCCAGGCGGUCGCGCCGGACGGCCUUGGGUCGCGUGAUCGGAAAAAGCAGACGCCUCUGCACGUUGCCGCGCAGUAUGGACACGUGGAUGCGAUCAAAUUCCUCGUGCAGCACGGCGCGGACGCCAUGGCCAUCGACAAGAAGGGCAACACGCCGCUCCACCACGCGUGUCGCGCCUUGUCCAUACACGCGGUCCGUGCGCUGCUCUCCAAGAGCAAGCUCGAAGCGCGCAACAAGAGCCGAGAGACACCCUUGCUCGUCGCCAUCAUUGCGGCCGUCGCAGCCAAGUCGCGGGACAGUUUGGACGUUGUGAGCUGUCUCCUUCGCGCUGGCGCCAACGCUACCGUGCACGACCACUCGCUCCAGACUGCGCUGUACCUCGCGAUGCCGUCGCCAGCGCUCGUCGAGUUGGUUCUUGUCCACGGAUAUCCGUCGGAUGCGACGCUGCUCUCGCCGCUGCAGCUCAGCGUCAGCUGCGGCUACGUCACCAGUCUCUCGCUCGUGCUUCCGAUCGCGCCGAGUUUCGCGUUGCACCAAACCGACAAGGUCCAUGGCGACUCGCUCCUGCAUCUCGCCGUGCGCUUUGAUUGCGUCGCGUGCGUCGACAAGGUGCUCUCGGCGGCCGGGAAGAAAUUACUCUUGGUCGAAAAUGCACAUUUCAUGACGCCUGUUGUCCUCGCGGUGCAGCUCGGCCGCAGCGAGUGCCUCCGCGCGCUGCUCGGCCAUGGCGGGUACCCAAACGAACGCGACCGGCAGCUGCGGUCGCCGCUCUUGCUCGCACUCAUGCGCCACGACUACGCGUGCGUUGAAGUGCUCAUGGGCUUUGAGUGCGCCGUCGACGUCGCCUGCAUCGACUUUAUCAAGGCCCACCACGCGGCCCAGCAGCCACCGCCGUCGACGCUGCUGGCCCCGUACACGGUGUACGCAUCGAGUGCGCCGACCGACGGCAUCUUGUCGACGCUGGACGGAACUUAUCACGUCCAUGUCCACCAAGCCGUUCUCGUUGGCCGGAGCCCCGUGCUGCGGGCACUCUGGGCCGGCUCGUGGGCCACGUCCGGUGUCGCCUCGUACACCGUCCACGCGCCAUGCGACGUCGUCGAGCUCUUUGUGAGCCUUGUGUACGCGCCAAAUGUCGCGGCGCUGCAGGCCGUGUCGGCAAAGACGCUAUGGGAGCUAUUGUGCCUCGCCAACGAGCUCCUUGUGCAACCGCUUGAGGCACUGUGUGUGUGGAGCCUCGUGCACUGGCACGAGUGGUCCAUGGACGACGCGUGGGACCCGUUUCGCGGCGCCUUGCUUACGACGAUCCCAGACAAGACUGCAACCGAGAUGCAAGCGCUACAAGAGGCGUGGCGAGCUGCCGAUAUGGACGACUUGCUCGCCGACGCGUGGCUCUCGGAUAUUGAUGUGGUUGACCGCGACGGCGGCCGGCUUCGGUGCCACCGCGCGGUGCUGGCGGCGCAGUCGACGCACCUGCAACGCCAUUUCGAGACGCACGACCAGCUGACACUGGCGUGCAGUCAGGCGACUGCGUACGAUGCUAUUGUGUACUUGUACACACGACGGUGGCGCCAGGCUUUGAUGGUCGACGAUCUCUUGGAGCUACUCACGUGCAGCAUCGGACUCGAGACGUGGGAUCUCACCCGUCGGUGCGAAGCCGACCUCAUGCACAAAUUGGCGCCAGCGCAGGCCGAGGCCAUUUACGCGGUCGCAUGUGCCUUUAGCAACCAAGUGCCCAACCUCAAGACGGCGUGUCGCAUCGUGCUGCUCGAAUCGCUUGUCGCGUCGCCCGUGGACCGGAAAGAACUCAUUCUCUCGUGCCUCCUUCCGUAGCAGGAAUUGUAUUCUUGUACCUUUUUUUCAAUUGACACAAUCAC
Molecule: messenger RNA, 2555 nt
Organism: Saprolegnia parasitica CBS 223.65
Lineage: Eukaryota; Oomycota; Saprolegniomycetes; Saprolegniales; Saprolegniaceae
Exons: 6
Coding region: 1-2511 (836 amino acids)
Molecular function (GO): protein binding
Source: RefSeq, a predicted model, not a curated record